Messenger RNA from Acaulospora morrowiae, 931 nucleotides. NCBI's taxonomy places the organism in Eukaryota, Fungi, Glomeromycota, Glomeromycetes, Diversisporales, Acaulosporaceae. The record is from the annotation of a GenBank genome assembly.
AUGGCCCUUUCAUCGUGGUCACCUUUCGGAACUCGCAGCAACGCUUUGACUCCUCGCGAUGACAACUUUUUUGAUGAUACCUUAAAUCGUUUUCGUCGGGAUGUUGAUCGUAUCUUCGGUGAUUUCUUCAAUGACGCGAGAGGAGGUAUGAAGGAUGGCGACAUUGUUGGAUCUUUUUCCCCUCGUGUCGAUGUACGCGAAGUUGGAAACAAUGUCGUGGUCCAUGCUGAGUUGCCUGGUGUUCCAAAAGAGAACGUGAAUGUCGAGGUUCGCGACAAUAAUCUUGUCAUUAGCGGCGAGAAUAAAAAAGAGGAUGAAUAUGAUACUGGUACCGGAUGGAUCCGUGAGAGGCGAUUCGGUCGUUUCCAGCGCACCAUUCCUCUACCUAUCAAGACUGAUACCGAAAAGACCAAUGCGAAGUUCGCCGAUGGAAUCUUGGAGAUUACGGUUUCGUGUGUACUCGUGACUUCCAAUUAUGUCGGAACCGUAAAACGACCCGUGUCAUUGUGUGUGGUAGAGCUUGCCUAUAUGGUCGUCGGAGCACAGAUCGACAUAUCACAGAUGCCCCCGCGGGUGCAAAAACUGCAAAAACUUUCGGCCGAUGUGCAUAUUCCAUUUCUCUUGCAUCCUUACACCAAUAUUCAAAGCAUGUUGCAGAAGACUCUGGCCGAAAAGAUGACAAUUGUGGAAAACAUCGUCUCAACUUCCCUUAACAAAAAUAGUUCUGCUAACAAUAUUACCGUGACCACCAUAGCGAGCAUUGAUGAAGAAGAUCUGAACCGAUUAUCACGAAAGAUAGCAAAGCGAGGCGAAACCUUUAAGCCUCGAACUUCUCAACUCGAUCGGGAGACCUUGGAAACACAUGGGGAUCCGUUUAGAGGAUUUUUCACAUUGUUCUGGAUUGCAAUGGUUUUCUACACUCUUAAAAUUG